This is a messenger RNA of Hordeum vulgare subsp. vulgare (domesticated barley), 1449 nucleotides long. RefSeq lists its product as uncharacterized. Lineage: Eukaryota; Viridiplantae; Streptophyta; Magnoliopsida; Poales; Poaceae. The record is from RefSeq and is a predicted model, not a curated record. The transcript has 3 exons. The coding region runs from base 88 to 1176 and encodes 362 amino acids.
CCCCCGCCUCCCCGCACCCCCCGCGUCAAUCGCCGGGCCGCGCUGUGAGCUUCCAUAUUGUUGGAUUGCUGGGCGGCGACAUAGUCCAUGUCUGGAGGCCAAGAAGGCGGCGAGGACUCAGAUCACAUCAUGGACCUAGGCGAAGAUCAGAAUUCCUUUAAAACCAAAAGAUCAAGAGCCACAAAUUGGCCCUCAGUAAUGUCAAAGUUUCUACUUAAUUGGUACCUUGAGAAAAAGAAGGCGAUGCCACCUAAGACCAAAUUCAAGAAGAUACACCACCAUUAUUGCCAAGCUGCACUAAAUGCUAGAUUUGAGUCUGCUUACACUGUUGAUCAGGUCCAUCGCCAUUUAAGGCGUUUCAAGGAGGUCUGGAACAUUGUGGCGCGUUAUAUGAACGAGAAAGGGAGCAGGUUUGACAAGAAAAACAAAAUGUUAAUACUACCUUCUGCAACCAUGGCUGCUCUACCUUUAGCAGAACGUGCUAUUCUCGUUAAACCCAUUCCAUUCUUCGACCAUUUGCAAGCUCUCUUCAGCGAUUGCCCAGUUGAUGAUGCCUCGAUGACAGACCUACUUACAGAUGCUGACUUAAAUGAUGAUCAGUUGGAAACCCAGGAUCCGUUGAACAUGAUGGUUGUUCAUGCAGACACAGGGGACCCACACAAGGCAGGUUUGGACAAAGUUGUUUUGGGGGGUGAAGAUGAGUGUCAUGAGGUUGCAGUUAUUAGCGCCGUCGGUACAGUACCAUGCGAAGUUAUGUCAGGCACUAGUGCACCAUCUUCUGAACCAUCAGGAUCGGCUGAGAGCACAAUAGCUGCUCUCAAACCCAGUUUGAAGCAGUGCAAGAUAGUCAGCAAAGCAAAAGCAAAUCCAAAGCCACAGGCUGUUGCACUACACGAUAGCAGGAAACCAGAUCCCUUCAACAGGGACUUAAUUCGGAUCCAUGACAGACUCGCUAAACCAACACGGACAGCACCAACACUGUCAGACCCAAAUGCUCCUCUGUGGAAUAUGCUAAAGGAAAUUCCGUUGACACCUGCUGAUAGGCUGUCAGUUGGGAUUUAUCUUUGUAAGCCAGAGUCGGAAGUGCAUCGAAGUUUUUUCAUGAGUAUGGGCAAGGAGUACCUGGAGGCAUGGGCCCACAAGUUCUUGACUGGAGGGGAGCCUGGAACCUUAUAGCUUGAUUGCUUAAUCGCGGUUCACUGCUUCAAAGUCAGCCCAUGCUCCGUUGAUGAGUUGUUGUUCAGACUUCAGAGGGCCUUGUUUGUGGUGCACCUCUUGUGCUAUCAGCAUUGGUAAAUAUUAAUUAGUUUUUUGCAGGAUUUUUUUAAUUAGUUAGGUAUCAUGUAACUUGCCUUAACACCUUACCCAAUAGUCCAGUGAAAUUUGUGUCGUAGUUUGUGGUCUGAUGUCCCAAGAUUACAAACGUCAACUGAAAAUUAUGGUAUGUCA